Molecule: messenger RNA, 303 nt
Organism: Cynocephalus volans (Philippine flying lemur)
Lineage: Eukaryota; Metazoa; Chordata; Mammalia; Dermoptera; Cynocephalidae
Gene: C1H2orf66
Product: chromosome 1 C2orf66 homolog
Exons: 2
Coding region: 1-303 (100 amino acids)
Source: RefSeq, a predicted model, not a curated record
AUGUCCAAAGCACCCCUUCUGCUGCUGUGUCUUGCCCUGGUGCUACCUGGGCAUAUGCACAGAGCCACGCUGAGAAAUGAAGACAAAUGGAAUUCACUCAACAACCCCAGAAACCGAGACCUGUUUUUCAGAAGCUUUCAGGCAUAUUUUAAGGGCAGAGGUCUUGCUCUUGAGAGGUUUCCAGAUACUUUCUCCGUCAGUGAGAAUCCCAGACCUCUCUCUUUCCCAUUAGAACUUAUUGCUUCUGCAUUUGUAGAUUACGAAGAACAGAAAAACUCAUUUCCCAAUGACCUCAACAGCUGA